Molecule: messenger RNA, 1329 nt
Organism: Tribolium madens (black flour beetle)
Lineage: Eukaryota; Metazoa; Arthropoda; Insecta; Coleoptera; Tenebrionidae
Product: leucine-rich repeat-containing protein 23-like
Exons: 1
Coding region: 136-1233 (365 amino acids)
Molecular function (GO): protein binding
Source: RefSeq, a predicted model, not a curated record
AUAAAUAAAUUUGCUAGUGGUGCCAAUCUGGCAAAUCAGUUUAAUAAAACAGAUGAUACGUCACCUUUUUGACAGAAUUUUGUCAACGCAAUAAUAAACUCAUUCUUCGCAUUUUUUAAAUCAACGAAAGCAAAUAUGGGUGAAGAUUUCGGUGAAGGCGGCCCCCCUAUUCCCGGCGAGGGCGUCCGUCAAUUCGGUCCCCCCACUGCCCCCUCAAUCCCCGAAGUAAUCAAAGAAAAAAAACUAACAUUCGAAGAAGCCUCCAAAUGCCUCAAUACUCUUGGCAAAGACGAAACAGGGAGCCGCUACGCCUACUUGAUGAUAACAGCGUCCAACAGGAAACUAACCGACGUUUCCAUCAUCCUCCGAUUCAAACACGUGCUUUUCCUCGACCUCAGCGGCAAUUACCUCACCACCGACGCCCUCCAAGUCCUCACGGAAAUGCCAUUCCUUAUCCUCCUCAAAGCCGAGAGGAACCGAGUCGAUUCUGCCGCCCUCAAACCCAUGCCCUACCUCCAAGUCUUGGCCCUCAACCAAAACCAAAUCAAACAAGUGGGGAAUAUAGACCAACCCCUCCUGGACUGUCUCGAAAUGAACUACAACGACAUUUACAACACGGAAUUUGAAACUGCCAACUUGAAGCAGUUGAAACAGUUGGAAAUGAGGAGUAAUCUUCUGUUUGAAAUCUCGGGGUUUUACCCACCCAAUCUUCGAAAACUCUACAUGGCUGCCAAUAAAAUCACCACAAUUAAUUCCCCAGAAUUUGCCAAACUGGCCUACCUGGAAAUCCUCCAUUUACGGGAGAACAACAUUCAAAAUUUGGAUGGCUUCUCCGAGGCUCAAACUAGUCUCAAAUAUAUUAAUUUGCGUAAUAACAAAAUUGAAAAGUUUAAAGAAUUCCGAAAGUUGCAGUGUUUGCCGAAUUUGGAAACUUUGAUCGUCACCGGAAAUCCGCUCCCCGGAAGUGAAGUACCGCAAACGGGUGAGGGUGGGGGAGGUGUUUUUGGGGAAGGGGGGAAGAUUAGAGAUCCGGUGGUGAUUCCUCUAUUGGUGUUGUUACCCAAGUUGAAAAGGAUUAAUAAAACGGUGAUUACGAUGGAGGACAGGAUCGAUGCUGAGGAUAUGGAAAAUGAUGUGAUUGAGGCGUUGUUGAGGGAUGAUGAGACGGCACAAGACACUGAUAGAGAAACGACGACUACGGAUUAUAAGCAAGAGUCAGAUUUGGAUGAGUGAGUGGUGGAAAUUACAUUAGUAUGAAUUGUUGUAAAUACUCACAUUCGGCCAUUUGGUGAGAUUUUAGUGAGAAGAUCUGCAACAAAAUAAAUAUGU